UCCCUUAGAGUCUUAACAGUUUCGCAUUGACUCGCGAAGCGUGAACACGUGCUAGUAUCUUGUGCGAGAUUACAAUACGUCGUGAUCGCAAACAAUGGGAAAACAAAAGCGGGAAAGGCGCAAGCCUCACAAAAAAAAUCCUACCGGACUUCCCAAUGUUAAAGAUCUCGACAAAGAAGAAGAGGAACUUGACGAGGAGGACAAGGAUGCGGCAUUGCAGCGGAUGAUUGAUCAGUUGGAAUCUCCAAAUAUAGAAGAAAAAUUAUCUGGCCUACAAACAUUAGAGUCAAUGUGUACCAAUGCAGAGAUGGCUAUGCAAGUCGCCAAGGGAGGUGUGGCAAGGAUAGCGGCUCCGUUGCUGGUAGAUGAAAACAAUUUGGUGCGAGCGGCUAGCGCCAGCGCUUUGCGUAACAUAGCUAACAACGGAGGCGAAGAUGCAUGCAAUAUUCUGCUUGAGCACGACAUUAUGACACCGUUGGCUGCGUUACUACAGAGACAUUAUACAUCUUGGCAACCAAAGCCCAAAGAAAAGGGGAAAAUAGAUGAUGAAAAAGAGACUUUUAUUCAAGCCAUAACUCUGCUCUGGACUUUGUGUGAAAAUGAUGAGCACGCUAUAAAAUAUUCCAACGAAGGUCACCUUAUAUCGAUUCUGAUAAAAUGCUUGGACAUUUCCCUUCAUAGCUUGGAUGUCAAUAUAAUAGCAGCUCAAUGCAUGUUGACCUUAUCCGAAGAUAAUCCACUGGCUAUAAGUGAAUUAAAAAAAUACGAAGGACCUUUGCUCAGCUUGUUAAAACUGAAAACUGACAAAGAAUCCGACCUGUCUAAUGUGAUGCUUCUCAAAACUCUGUCUGGCGGUCUUUUGAUGAAUAUCAACAACUCUGAAUGCACCUCAGCGAUUGUUUCUUGCCAAGUAGCUACAGCGCUUGCCGAAACCCUGGCAUUUGAUCACAGAAAAUUAUUGAACAGCGUUACUUCGACGCUCCCUGUAGAUACAAAUAAGUUGAAUGUUAAAUCUGAAAAGAAACUGAACGAUAUUAAGAAAUACUUGACAGCGCAGCAGCAGGCGUUGGAAAUCUUGGCCAAUUUAUGCUCUGAGGAUCCGCAAGAAGACAUGGAUUCUGAUUUGGAUGAUUCAGAUCCAGCCGAGGAAGAGAACGAUUUCAUCGAUGACGAUGUUAUGUCUACGGAUAAAUUACACAUUUCAACACUGCCGAUAGAGUUGACAGAAGUUUUUGCCAGUCUUAAAAUAAUCGAUAUAGUUUGGGAAAAAACGAUUUUACUUCCAGAAAACGUUAGGCAAAUACUGUUCGAAAAUCCUGAAAGCAAAACGGUUCUGAAACACGCCCACGUUCUCAGAUGCAGAGCAUUUUUGUGCCUUAAUAACUUAAUUUCUACCUUAGACGUUGACGGAUUAGGUGGAGUAGAAAAUUUAUACAGGAUGUGGGUAGAGAUCGGAAAUGUAGUCUUCAAAGAGGCAGAUCAAAACGAUAUCGCACUCCUAGAAUCAGCCACAGCUGCGAUGAGGGCAGCGUUGCAAAAAUUGGUCGAAGUACGAGCGAACGUCUUCAGCCAGUUAAGCAUGUUCGACAUCCAGGUAAUGUUGAACGGGGAACAACAGUGUCCAAAUCCCAACGUCAGAGUCAACUUGGUUCGAAUUGUCGGUAAUCUUGCCCUGGUUUUCACAAAUACGGACACAGCUAACUGCCGAGAACUAGUCAAGCAUCUUUCUAUAUUUCUGCUCGAUGCGUGUGCGAAGGAACCAGAGGUUUGGGUAAUUGCGGAAUGUUUGGAUGCCAUAAUGGAUAUUUUUGCAGAGGAUGAGACAAACGAAGUGGCUGCUGAAAUCGAAUUGGUGGAUAAACUGCGACCGCUGGUUCAGCUCUUGAACAAUAAGAUUCGUCAGCAGAAAAAGCGACUGGGUGAUAACUUCUACGUCGUGUCAACCGUGAAAACUAAUCUUAAUAGAUUCAUAAAGUAUAAGAGUGCUCAACUGGCAAAACUUAAAUGAAUUUUCGUAGCUAGUUAAUCAUAUCUAUUAAUCUGCAUAGAUCUUCGAAGAUCUAAAUUUUUUUUUUUUUUCUUUUUCGAAUGUACAUACUGACGUAAGAAUAUUAACGUAUGUUGCGGUUGAUAGUAAUUUGAUGAUGAAAAUUGAAGAUUGAAUUGAACGGUUCUUGAAAAAUUAUUGUGAUCAUAUCUAAAUGAAUGUUUCAUUUUUGGAACUUCGGUAAUUUAAAGAGACGGUUUUUUACGCCGCGUAAAGCAUAAAUUAUACGAGAGGUGAUAAAUAAUAGUACCGAUAUUUAGGAAAUUAAAUGCUGUUUUUUUUCUGUAUAUUUUCUGUUUAAUAUUAUUUAUCAAUAAAUAAUGAAAAUGAUAAUUUUAGAUAUAUAUAUUAUAUAUAUAUAUAUAUACUACAACAAGAUAACAGAAUAUAUUACGUAUACUGUUUUCAAUAUUAUCUAACAUGCUAAAUAAUAAUUUUUUUUUUAAUAUUACAACAGUACGUGUUAAAAUCUCGGGGCUCACAGCCGCUGUAUAAUGACGUUGAAUAACAAUUUUAAUAUUAUUACAAUCAAAGGCACGAAAAUAAACUGAUAUAAAAAGAAAAGUUCAAGUAUAAAUUCCAUUCAGGCCCUCCUGAGAUAUUUCCGAAAUUGAUGAUAUGUUGAUUAUAAUUUUUAUUUCGUUUCUAACAUUGCAGUACAAUAAACCAAUAUUAAUUAAAGGAAGACUGAAUCAUAAUUUAUCAUGUGGUCGAUAUUACCGGUUUCGAUCAGACAUAAAUAUAUCCAGGGUAUACAACCUUUUGCCAAUUGCAAUUAAUUAUUAAAUUUGUACACUUACGUAUAAUGCAAGAAGGUUUUUUUUACGAUAUUUACAUUAAAAAUUUCAUCUUUCGUUAUCAAUUAUUAAGUAUAUGCAUAUUCUAUUAGUCUAAAUUUGUUGUAUUGCAUACCAAUCUAAAAAACGAUAUUAAAUUGCGCCUUAAAUAUUGCGUUAUUCUUUAACUGGACGAUGUGCGAUUGCAGAUGUAAUCGAGUACGGAUAUGUAAUU
Molecule: messenger RNA, 3058 nt
Organism: Neodiprion fabricii
Lineage: Eukaryota; Metazoa; Arthropoda; Insecta; Hymenoptera; Diprionidae
Product: HEAT repeat-containing protein 3
Exons: 6
Coding region: 95-2008 (637 amino acids)
Biological process (GO): protein import into nucleus; ribosomal large subunit biogenesis
Source: RefSeq, a predicted model, not a curated record